AUGUCUGGUCUGUUGCAGAGAGCGAAAAUGAAUGGACAAGAAGAUGAUUUUGAUGUGGAUCAAUACCUUAAUCCAAACUACAUUGGAGGAGCUGAAGAUCAUGAGGGUGAUGAUAACAUUGGUGCUAUGACGGGUGGUGAUGAUCAAGCUGGUGGAGCGACAAGGAAAAACACGAGGCACACUCGUCAACAGAUUCAAGAACUCGAAAAUUUCUUCAACGAGAAUCCUCUCCCUACUGAGGAACAAAAGGAGGAACUUGGACGAAUGCUUAAUCUAGAGACUAAGCAAAUCAGGAUUUGGUUUCAGACCAGAAGAGUUCAGGCAAAGAAACGCCAUGAGAAUGAAGUACUCAGACAAGAGCAUGACAUGUUGCAAGGAGAACACAACCACCUCAAGCGAAAAUUGAUUGAUUGUUCAUGCAACCUUUGUGAUGGGCCAGCUGAUUUCGGUACGGUUAACUAUGUGGUGCAACAACUUAUGCAUGCAAAUGCUAGAAUCAAGCAGGAUAGAAACAAGGCUAAACGCAUCGCUGUGAGGGAGAGAACACCGUUUUGGUCCGGUCAACCCUUGGCACUGCCUUCCUCUCCUCUUCCUUUAUUGAACAAGAAUUCAACAUUUCUGGUAGGUGAGUCCUCUUCUUCCUUGGUGUUCUCCAAUGAAGGAAGAAAUGCACUACCAGAAUGUGAAUCGGUUGGUGAAAGUUCGUUUAUGAACGAGAGAUCACCGUUUUUGGUGGGUUCUUCAAACGUGGUGCAACCUCCUUCUUCAUUGAUGAUCUCCACUCAAGCAAGAAAUGCACUACCAGAACUUACUUGGAGUGGUGAAACUUCCAUAAUGAAUGGGAGCUCAACAUUUUUGGCCAGCCCACCUGUGGAGCAUCCUUCUUUGAUGAUCCAUGAUCAAGAGAGAAAUGCAGUGCAAGAACUUGAUUCGGGUGGUGACACUUUGAUGAUGGACGAGAGAUCAAAGUUUUUUGACCGUCCACCCGUGGACCAACCGUCGACGUCUUCUUUGAUGAUCUCCGAUCCAGGAAGAAAUAUUGUGCAAGAACUUGAUUCGGGACGUGAGACGAUGAUGAACGAGAGAUCAACGUUUUUUGACCGUCCACCUGUGGAAGAGCCUUCUUCCUCCUUGUGGAUCUCCAGUCCAGGAACAAAUGCAGCACCAGAACUUGAGUCGGAAUGUGACACUUCGAUUAUGAACAACAAGAGAUCAAUCUUUUCGAUUGGUUCACCCGUGGAAGAGCCUUCUUCUUCUUUGUGGAUCUCCAGUCCAGGAAGAAAUGCACCACCAGAACUUGAUUCAGGGCCUGAAAAUUCGAUGGUGAAUGAGAGCUUAAUCUUUUCGAUGGAUGCAAUCGUGGAACAGCCUUCUCCAUUGAUGAUCUCCAGUCCAGAAAGAGAUGCACCACCAGAACUUGAUUCUGCUCGUGAGACUUCGAUGGUGAACGAGAGGUUAAUCUUUUCGACUGGUGCACUCGUGGAACAUACCUCCUCUCCAUUGAUAAUUUCCAGUCCAGAAAGAGAUGCACCACCAGAACUUGAUUCAGGUGGUGAACCUGCGAUGAUGAACGAGAGAUCAAUCUUUUCGAUUGGUGCACUCGUGGAACAUCCUUAUUCACCAUUGCUGAUCUCCAGUCCAGAAAGAGAUGCACCACCAGAACUUGAUUCUGGUCCUGAAACUUGGAUGAUGAACGAGAGUUUAAUAUUUUCGAUUGGUUCACCAGUGGAAAAUCACUCUUUUCCCUUGGUGAUCUCCAGUCCAGAAAGCGAUGCAUCACCAGAACUUAAUUUGGGUGGUGAACCUGCGAGGACGAACGAGAGAUCAAUCUUUUCGAUUGGUUCACCCGUGGAAGAGCCAUCUUCUGCCUUGGUGAUCUACAGCCCAGGAAGAAAUGCACCACAAGAACUUUCUGAAACUUGGACGAUCAACAAGGAAACUUUGGUGGAGUGUGCCACUAUGGCUAUGACUGAGUUGCUCAUGCUUGGACAAACGAACAGUGCAUAUUGGACGAUAGACUUAAGCUCUAACAGAGAAAAUUUGAACUACGAGCAGUAUCAAAGUAAGUUCAAAAAUGGUUCAGUAACACCUCUCGGGUAUGUCAUGGAGGCUUCUAGGGAAACGGGUUUGGUUCUCAUGGAUAGCUUGGCUCUGGUCAAGAUUCUUACGACGGACAAAUGGGUCAACGUGUUUGCGCCUAUUGUGUCUGUGGCAUCAACUCAUAGGGUGAUACCUAGCGGUUCUGGUGGACCCAGAAAUGGCUCACUUAAGCUGGUUGAAGCAGAAUUUCAGGUCAUUUCUCCUUUGGUGCCAAAGAGACAAGUAAAGUUUCUUAGAUACUGCAAGAUGCUCAGAGAUGACUUAUGGGUGAUCGUCGACGUUACUCCUCGUAUGCAAGACCUGAGGUUUCUGCCUGAUGGUGGUUCUAAACGCCUACCCUCUGGUGUUAUCAUAGAGGACUUGAAGAAUGGUUCCUCCAAGGUCACAUGGAUUGAGCAAGCGGAAUAUGAUGAGAGCGAAAUCCCCCUAAUUUACCAGCCUUUGGUUGGCUCUGGAAUCGGGCUAGGCGCAAAGAGGUGGCUCACAACGCUGCAGAGAUACUGUGAAAACCUCAAGACUCUUUCGUCUGUCAACGUGGCUCAAGUUUACCAAGGAUUGUCAGCGGACGCUGCAACUGAAAUAGUGAAGCUAGCACAACGCAUGACUGUGAACUAUUACUCAGGCAUCACCGACUCUUCGCCGCGCAAGUGGAGGAUAAUAAAUGUAGAGAAUGAUGAGGAGGGUCAAGAGAAGAACGUGAGAUUGAUGAGCCGUAAGAACGUGUGUGUGCGCGGUGAGCAUACCGGGCUUGUGUUGAAUGUAGCCACUUCUGUUUGGUUUCCAGUGAACCAGCAAACAAUGUUUGAUUUCCUCACCAACCCAAAUCUCAGAGACAAGUGGGAUCUCUUGGCCACUGAAACUUACUUUGAAGAAAAGAUCAAGAUUCAAAAAUCAAGAUCCCGUGAACACUACGUCUCUCUACUUCAAUUCGCUGAAGGUGUUGAGGAUGGUCCGGCAGUUCUGCAAGAGACAUGGAAUGAUGCAUCAGGUGCGUUGCUGGUGUUUGCACCAUUGGAAGAGCAAUCAGUGAAGGGUCUCAUGAGAGGUGGAGAUUCAUAUUCUAUGCCAAUUCUUCCUUCGGGAUUCUCGAUAUUGCCAGACGGAGGAGAUACGGAGGAUGCAGACGAACUUGGUGAAGGAUGCCUACUCACAAUUGGAUAUCAGUUCUUGUUUACCAAGAACUUAACUACUGAAGAAGUCGAUCAAGAAUUUCUCAAUGCUGCUAAGGAACUCAUCGCUUUCACCAUUGACAAUAUCAAAUCCGCUUUUAACAUACCAGCUUAA
Messenger RNA from Eutrema salsugineum, 3384 nucleotides. RefSeq names its product homeobox-leucine zipper protein HDG6. The coding region runs from base 1 to 3384 and encodes 1127 amino acids. The record is from RefSeq and is a predicted model, not a curated record. Gene Ontology annotation, molecular function: lipid binding; DNA binding. The transcript has 8 exons. Lineage: Eukaryota; Viridiplantae; Streptophyta; Magnoliopsida; Brassicales; Brassicaceae.